UUUUGUAUUAUUUUACAUGUGUUUUGUGUUACGCUUUGGCGGCUGACCACUGGAUCCACACCAUCGACACAGACAUCGGGUGAUCUGAAGACAUGUCUACCACACAGACACUGACCACUCAAGUGACCAGAGUUGCCGUCAAGAAGCGCAAGACCAAGAAGUCGUACGAACGCUGGACAAUAAAGAGACCACCGAAGCUGUCCAGACCAAAGAAGAUCCAGCCGGUGAUCGGCGACGGCAAUACCAUUGCUGUGUGCGACCCGUCGGCCGCCAUCGAUGUCCACUUGUCUAUCAAUAAGUUAACGAACGGCUCUCACAACUCACCUGUGGAUCUG
Medioppia subpectinata is the source of this 335-nucleotide messenger RNA. NCBI's taxonomy places the organism in Eukaryota, Metazoa, Arthropoda, Arachnida, Sarcoptiformes, Oppiidae. The record is from the annotation of a GenBank genome assembly.